Messenger RNA from Sclerotinia trifoliorum, 1513 nucleotides. The record is from the annotation of a GenBank genome assembly. Lineage: Eukaryota; Fungi; Ascomycota; Leotiomycetes; Helotiales; Sclerotiniaceae.
CUUUUUUCUGAGCCACUAGCGCCAAAAUAUUUACAAAGGGCCCUUCCAUUUAGAUCGCGGUAUCUAAUUCCUAUCAACAAGACAAUCAUCAACCGCCUCACAUACCACCGCUUAAUACAUUUAGGGGUCUCUCACGAGGAUAUCAUUCUCCUUCAGUGCGCAAUCAUUUUCUACCGACCAUCCUCUAGACUUCGUCAAACCUAUUAGCUAAAUCUUCAAAAUGGCCGAUGAUGAGGAUCGCGCGCAAAAGCAACGAGAUGGUAUUGACAGAGAGGCCGCAAAGUUAUGGAGAUGCUACAGAACUGUACACGAAAUGGUCCAAGAUCGUGGUUAUCUUCUCGCUGAAGAAGAAGUCAACAUGAGCUUCGACACAUUCAAGGCCAAGUUUACCAGCAACGAUGGAAGUGUUGAGUAUGCGCCCUUCUCUUUUUCAACCUUGUAACCUCGUUCAACACAUACUACAUUCUCUAAUUCCGCUUGGUACUGAAUCUCCCUCUUGGGUCAUGAACUAACAAUGUAUUUCUUCAGUCGCCGCCAAAUGAACUUCUCCGCAACCCCUAGUGAAGCUAUGAUUGCCAGAUACGCAAACGCACCCACUCCCCAGAACCCAAACCCAACUACCUCGGAAAUAGGUACCAUCUGGGUUGAGUUUCUCAUGGUGACUGAUGUAUCAAUUGGAAUCAAACAAAUGCGUACAUUUGCACAGCAUCUUUCUCAACACAACUUCUCUGCCGGAAUUCUCAUCGCACCUGUUCCGCCAUCAGGUCCCGCUCAAAAGAUUAUCCCAGCCGUCGCAUCUGAUACCAGAAUCGAGACCUUCGUCGAGCAAGAUUUAUUGGUCAAUAUUACACAUCAUGAAUUGGUUCCGAAACAUGUGCUGUUGAGUAAGGAAGAGAGAGCCAAGUUGUUGUUGAGAUAUAGAUUGAAGGAUACUCAACUUCCACGUAUUCAAGCCGCAGAUCCAGUCGCGAAAUAUUUGGGAUUGAGAAGAGGGCAAGUGGUUAAGAUUAUUAGAAAGUCCGAAACUGCUGGCCGUUAUGCCAGUUACAGGUUGUGCGUUUAAUUGGGUUGGAGGAUAGAUUAUUUGGUGUUAAUAACUAGGGAGUUUACUGGGAAAAUUGCAUAUUUGGGAUGGCGCAAAGGGCUGUAAGAAAGCUGAGGAUGAAAAUAGUCUAUUUCGGCUUGCCAGUAGGCAUUAUUUAUCAGGCAUGAAAUUUGAUUUCAAAUUUCCUGUUCUGUAUAUUUCUGAUAGUUUCAGAGCUUUUCAAUAAGAUCUAUUUCUAUAGAUUGGAAGUUUCGUCUUCUCUUUUGACAACUCAUGCAAAGUUCCUUUUUCUCAUCCUCGAGUUAAACGCAUAUCAUGAGCUAUCCACUGGAUCAUCAUCUUAGAAAUUCAUUCAAAAGAUAGAAUUCUGUGAAGCCGAAAUUCUCCUAAAUUUCAAUCCUUAAAAUACCAUCCAUCACUUAACAGAAUCCAACAAGCUCUACAUUAGUGUCCACCAUCACUUCCUCC